GCAAUGAAAUAUAUGAAAAAUCUAAUAAAAACUUUAGAAUAACCUUGGAUCGAUAUCAUUCGAUUAUCCAAAAAAAAAGGAAUAUUGCCAGAUUUUAAAAUGAUAUAAAAUCCAUCUGAGGCUGGUCAUAAAUUCCUAAAAAUAUCGUCGCCAUAUUGGUAUUGUCAAAACCUUCGGGCUAAAUCAGUGUUGAGAAAAAAUGGUUUUUCACUCAUUUACCACUGAAUCUUCACUGUUUGUGUGAUCUAUAUUAACAGUGUGUGACUUUAGAUGUUUCGUUUUUCGGAGCAGUUGCGGUGUUUGGUUUGCAAAUGAUGUUUUCCGCUGAGAAAUGUGCGGAGCCGAGCACGGGUACUUCAGAGGGAGCCGAGCUUCUCGCCGGUGUCACCGAAGGCCCGGGGAAGGAAGGAGUGCCCCCUGACGAAGUGGCCUCCGCAGUGGCUUCGGUGUCCCAAGAGAUCGGUGAUAUCCUGAAGGAUGAGCUGGGUGACGCUGAUAGGGCUGAUCGUAUCGGCGCAGAGCUCGAGAACCUGAGUGCUGAGCUCGGUAUGCUCGCGGGGCUGGCAGACCACGAGCCUCAACAGGAUUUCCCGUCGCUCUUCGAGAUCGCGAUGGGGAACCACAGCCACAGCCACCGAGUAUCCGGCAGCGGAACCUCCUCAUCGUCCUCGUGGUCGGGCAGCGCGCGGCGCCCGGCGCGCCCGCAGCGGACCAAGCGGCGCCCCAUCGCCAAGGGCAAGGAGAUAUCCCGCCGUCGCAGCGCGGCUGCGCGGCGAGCCGCCUCGCUGCGCGUGCGUCGUGUCGAGGUCGUGUCGGACGCGUCGGACGUCGGCGCCGAGUCGGACGACUCGGAGGGGCAGUGGACCGAGCUCGAGGAUGCCUGUGAGUACAGUACAGUGCCCGCGCCGUGUCGGGGUCGUGUCGAGGUCGUGUCGGACGCGUCGGACGUCGGCGCCGAGUCGGACGACUCGGAGGGGCAGUGGACCGAGCUCGAGGAUGCCUGUUCAUCAGAGUGUUCGUCGUCGAAGCGGGUUGCCGAAGAGUGCAACGGCUACCAGGAACAGGCGGAACCGGAGCCACCAGCCAUGGGGCAGUUCCUGCUGCCGCUGCUGAGCGCCGAGCCGGCGCCGGAGCCCGAGCGGGCGCUCCUCAUCCGCCACGAGGACAUACUGCAGGCGGUCAGGCUGGCACCAUUGCAUCUCCUGACAUCAAACGACGAUAUCGUGCCGAACGACGUGCCUCUAGAGGAGGAGGCGCCGAUCGAGCAGACUGACUCGCUCUCCGAAGAGUAUGAGUAUGAGGAGCCUCCAGUGACGCCCGAGGAAGAGGCCGCAUUGCUACAUUACGUCUGCGAAGCGGAGCGGCUAGCAUGUUCCCAAGAGCCGGAGCAGUUCACCGCCGUGGAGGAGUGGCUGCUCGGCGUCUACCACGCGUGGUGCGAGAUCAGCGCGCUCAUGUACACGCUCAUAGGGGCCAACAUGAGUGUGGAGAUGGUUCGCGAGGACUGGGUGUACCGCGCGCGCUUCGGCUGCCACUGCCGCCUGUGCCUGUGCCUCGCCAACAACGCGGAGGCGCUGGCCAGGGUGCUCCGCCCCCUGCUCACGGCGCUCGCGAGAGGGAGCGAGACGAUACCAACGGCGGUGGCGCUCAUGCGUGCUCUGUCGCUCUCGUCGGCAGCGGAGCCGUGUCGCUACGCGGCGUGGCAGCUGUCGCGGCUCAAGCGGCACGCCGUGCACGAGACAGGUCUUGCCAUAAUACACGAGCACCUGCUACGGCUGGAGACGGAGAGCGAGCUGACGCGCGACAUCGUCAACCAAGUGUGCCUGUGUCGACCCGUCGAGGAACCGCUGCAGAAAGAAAACGCUAUGGAGAGGUUGUUCAAGAUCUUGGAGAACUUUAAGGCUGCUUCCACAAUAACAUUUAAGGUGGACAUAGUGCCGCCCCUGGAAUCGGGCACGGGCUGCGCGUGGGCGGGCGUGUGGCGCGCGCGCCUGGCGCGGUACCUGGCGCCUUUCCAGCGCUGCUCCACCGCGGCUCGCCUGCGCGACAUGAUGUCGCGGCCCGCCACCCGCGACCUGAGCGCGUGGUCGGGGUACCAGCACCGCUGCGACUGCCUGACGCCGCGGACCGUGUGUGCGCAACAGCGGAAACUGCUCUUGAGGAUCUCGUUCUUCGGCAUGAUGCAGGCGGUGAACGAGUUCAACAGCAGCAAGGAGCACGCGGCGCCCAUCGAGCCCGCGGGACAGGGGCUGCAGCAGGGGGACGGGACAGGGGCUAAGCCUCCAGACACGGAGGGGCAACCGGCGACGGAAGGCGAGGGAGCGAGAGAGCAGGAAGAGCAGGACAGCGACAAGUCCACCGGCGAGUUGGACGACCUAUCGGAGUCGGACGGCGGUUCGGGUUCCCUCGGCCUCUCCAGUUCGUCGUUGGACUCGGCCUCGGAGCUGCUGCUGGCGGCCGCCGCGGCCGUGGAGUCCGGCUCGGAGGACGUGGCGCCCGGCUCGCUGUGCCGCACCGUGCGCCAUCUCAUGCGCUCCAUCGCGUCUAUAGAGAGGUUGAUGGACAGGGUGCUCCAGCAUUGCGACGAGUGGCCGGCCGCGCAGCACUGCCGCCGCGGCGACGAACCGCCCGACGACCGCACUGCCAGGAAAAAAGUGGACAUGGGCUUAUCGGAGGUGGACCGGAAGUUGAUGGCGAUGUACCGACGGCUACCGGAAGUGCAUCGUCGGCAGCUGCAGGUCUACCGGAAGCAGAAGAAACUGUCCACGGUGUGCAUGCAGCUGGUGGGCGGGCGCGCCCCCGCCCCGCCGCCCCCCGGCUCGCCGCCCCCCGCGCCGCAGCAGCAGGCCUGCCGCGCGCUCUGCCCCGAGUACCAUCUGCAGCGGUUCAAGGAGGUUAGACGCAAAGUGAUGCACAUGAGGGACCAGCAGCUCUACUACCACAGGCUUAGAAUGUGGCUGGAAGAGCAGCUGCGGAACGAGCGCGAGAGGGAACGGGACAGUAUGCCGGAAAGCAACGUGACCCUGGUAGACGAUAUACCCCGGCGUAAACGUCGCAGCAGCAGCCCCAAACAACGUUUAGGCGCCGCGCCCAAACGGAAACUAGCUCCCCCCUCCCGCCCGCACCGCAUCCUGCAAAUGCUCAAACACAAGGCGCCCGCGCAACUACUCAAGCUCAAAGACGACGACAAACCUGAAGUCGAACCGCCAGAGGCCUUCCCUCUAGACAAGGAGGACAACGUAAGCGACACGGAGACGAUAGUCGGCGAGAAGGAGACGGAGCUAUGCAAAGAAAUGAAAGAGUGCCUCGUGAAGUUCGCCAGCUUCGCUCUGAACAGCCUCGACAAGGGUUUGCAGGACCAUGAGCAGGAGUCGGUCAGCCCGCCGUUACAGGAAAUGUCUCCAACAACCUCCGAGCCGAUGCCCGUGUACACUCCUAAACCGAGCCAGAGGUUACUCCAGGUCAACAAGUUCCUCCCCCGCGACGACCUCGACUUCCAACCGCAGAUCGCACCAGAAGUGCUAAACGUGCCCCUAAACGUGCCCCUGAACGCAAGGCGGACCCCAGUCUUAGUCGAAGAGGAAGACAAAUGCAUCAAAGUCGACGAAAAAGACCCCAACGUCUACAAAUAUGUUACCUUCGGUCUAGAAAUCAAGAAAGCUAUGGAAGAAUGCCAGAAUAUCAUCAAUUCUUACAACAGUAUUAAUAAAGAAGAGGGGAAGGACGAGCAAGAUGGACCGCUCUCUUUAGAACAAAUAUGCGAAGUCAUGAUGAGUUUGGAUAAGAAUUCAGCGGAGUUCCUAGAGAAAAUGGACUCGGAUGAACCUUUUAACACAGCUAAUACGAAAAUAGUGGAACUAGUGGAAAACAUGCCGCAGAUACUAGCCAACAUGCCCGAGAUAGCGUCCAAACUUUCAGAAUUCGCCAACGCCUCUUUCGAACUCCCCGAAUUCGCUUCGAUCAUGAACAGCCUCCCUGAAGUUAACAAUGAAGCCCAACUGACCCCCGAAACCUUAAGACAGAUAAGAGAACUAAAGUUAAAUAAGAAUAAGGAUAGCGUUAAGGUAACUAAAAACACUGCCAAGCGUAAAACGCGGAAAAUUAAGAGUAAUGUAGAGCAUGACGAUAUCAUAGGCACCAUGACUCUAGAAUUCGACAGCCAGGACAUAACGGAGCUCCUAAAAGACGAGAAAGACUUACAAGCUAUAAUGAAAAACAAGAAUAAUAAGGAGGAUUUGAAAAUCUCCGAUCUCCUCUUCUCUAUAUCAGCUCAAGUAGUUAUUAACAAAGUGUUUGAAUAUUUAAAACAAAACAAGAGUCCUGAGCUAGCCAAGUGUCUCGAAGACGAUAUAAAUAAGGACAUAUUUAAUACGCAAAAGAAUAGCAUCAAUUCUGAAAUGUAUUCGAAAGCUUCAACGUUGUUUGACAAUUUUGUAAAAGACGCUCUGAGCAUGGACCAGUUACGGGAGCUGGUUAAGGAUAGGUUUAACUCUAUGAAGCAUUACGUGGCCACGAAAUUCAAAGGUAUACCUGUAGAAUUACUAGAAAAUGAGAUCGAAGCCAUGCUCGAGAAGUUUUAUACUUAUAUACAAGAUUUAGCUGGUAAACAGAACGCCAGCGAUAGUGAUAAGAUUAUAGAAAAGAUAGAGGAGCUAAAUAAAAACUCACAGUCCGAAAGCGAUAGCGAAAGCUGCCCGGCCUCUAAGGAAUCUUUAAAACAAAUUUCUAAACUUCUAAGCACUUCUGCGGGUAACACGUUCGACCUACUAAUAAUGAAACUGUCUAAAAUGUCUCAAGACAAAAAGACAUCAGUGAAAAGUCUCAAAUUUAAAUAUAUAGAUGUUAUAAAACGGUGCGCGGAUUCUGUCCAACUAACAGGCUGGAUACUACUCAAUCCGGAGAUAGCUAGUAAUGUUAUAGAAGAAUUGACUGGAAUACAAGGUAAGAAUACAGAAAACGUGCCAGAUUUUCUUACCAUGCCUGAUGAAGAAAAGAAAGAAUACUUCUUAGACCGUUUAAAAGGUAUGAAUAAGUCUUACAUGGACACUUUGCCUAAAGACGUGCUGUCUGGCGAUGAGUGGCUUGUAAUGCUUUAUAGGUUAGAAAAACUAGAAGGUAAGAUUAAGGAAUCUUUUACUAAAUUAACUUUACCUAAAAGUCCGGCUACACAGGCAAGCGAAGCCGAAAUACUAGCCGCUAAAGGGUUAAGCAAAAUCAUAGGUAAGGCCAACGCUAGGGUAGUGAAGAAACCGGAGCCUAAAAUUAAAAAGGAAGAGAAAAUCGAAUCGAAAGAGACAGAACAAGAUAAGAAAUCUAAAAACGAAGCGCUUCUAGCGAAAUGCGAAGCGAUAUUGACGUCUAAAGGAGAGAAAUCAUUAUUAGACAGUUUUUAUACUAUCAAAUCAUAUAUCACCCAAGGUUUACCCGUACCGGAAUCUUAUAAAAAGCAUGUAAUAUCUAUAUGUUCAAGCAUAGAUGCGAAAUUACUAGACGACGAUAUACAGGAGACUUUGAAACUUGACGAUGAAACUGAAGAUAAAGAUAAGACAAAUCUAUCUGUAAUAGGCUCUCAAAACCCUGAGCUGCUAGCCAAGUACUCGGCUCAAGCUUUAAGAAACGCUAAACAAACGUUAAACGCUGUAGCGUUCAGAAACAUGAUGCGGAACGGGCAGACGAAAUCUGAAUCAGACGCUUGCGAUACCCCGAAAACUGAUUGCAAGUGGACAAACGAUUGUAUAUGUAACUCGUGCAAGGAUAACGACAAUGUGUGUAUAGGGGAGAUUGUGAAACAGUGUUAUGACGAUGGUAAAAACAAGACGGGGCUAGAAGAGAAGAAGAAGGAGGUUAAAGUGGCUAAACCGGCGGUGAAGCCGGCGGCCAAGCCUAAGGUGUGUGAGAACGCAUCGCACCAGCAGCAUGUCUGUAAAGUGGGCCACUCGAACGGCGCGAACGCGUGCGCCGGCGACGGCGCCGCAGAUCAGCCCUGCACGUGCUGUUAUUGCACCGUGUUCGGACAUGCGCCGCCGCUCACGACGCCUGUGCCGCGGAACUUCAACGAGACGAGGGAGCGGUUACGCUCCAUACUCAAUAAGAAGAAACAGAAAUGCAGAACGGCUAACGGUUCGGCGUCGCCAGUGGCAGUAAAGCCGGUGCCAGCUAAGCCGGUAGCAGCCAAGCCGGUAGUAGCCAAGCCGGUAGCGGCCAAGCCGGUGGCACUGCCCGAGGCGCCCAAGCCGGUGCCCGCGCCGCCCACUCCUAAGCCGCCAGCGCUCCCCAAGACGCUGCCCCUGGCGGGCCCGCCGCUCACCGCCGCGCAGACGCACGCGCAGCUCAAGCGCCAAGGCGAGCGCCAGCCCGACAAGAUGGCCGCCGUGCUCGACAAGAUGGCCGACAUGAGCGUCAGCGACGACAAACCUAAAGCAUUACAACGCACGGUGCCAGUUCAAGUGAAUGUGCCGCCCGCCUUGAAGGCCGAGGGAAAAGUCAACCCCAACGCAAUGGAACAGAUUCGAAUACAGCAAUUGAAACAACAACAACAACAGGCCGCGUUCCAGCAGCAACAGCGAGCCGCCCCUCAACCGGCGCCCGCGCAGCAGAAACCGGAGCCGAUCUACGACCUGCCCAUACACAACAAGCCCACGCUCACGCCGCAGCAACAGCAGCAGAUACAGCGGCAGCAGCAGCUGCAGCAACAGCUACAACAGCAGCGUCAGAGCAGGCCGGCCGCGCAGCAGGUGUCUCUCUCUAGCAGGGAUACAAGCGUGUUUUCCACGUCUAGCGGAUGCUCUGGGAUGACGUCGCACAGCGGCGGCGGGUGCUGGCGCGGCGCCGCGCAGGACCCCCGCGACCUGGACGCGCUGCUGCAGUACAUCGAGGGCCCGGCGCGGCACGUGGACCGCGGCAAGAAGCGCGCCAAGAAACAGCGCCAGAGGGGCAAGCGGGUACGCUCUACUUGUAUACGCGGCGGCGGGUGCUGGCGCGGCGCCGCGCAGGACCCCCGCGACCUGGACGCGCUGCUGCAGUACAUCGAGGGCCCGGCGCGGCACGUGGACCGCGGCAAGAAGCGCGCCAAGAAACAGCGCCAGAGGGGCAACGGCGGCGGGUGCUGGCGCGGCGCCGCGCAGGACCCCCGCGACCUGGACGCGCUGCUGCAGUACAUCGAGGGCCCGGCGCGGCACGUGGACCGCGGCAAGAAGCGCGCCAAGAAACAGCGCCAGAGGGGCAACGGCGGCGGGUGCUGGCGCGGCGCCGCGCAGGACCCCCGCGACCUGGACGCGCUGCUGCAGUACAUCGAGGGCCCGGCGCGGCACGUGGACCGCGGCAAGAAGCGCGCCAAGAAACAGCGCCAGAGGGGCAACGGCGGCGGGUGCUGGCGCGGCGCCGCGCAGGACCCCCGCGACCUGGACGCGCUGCUGCAGUACAUCGAGGGCCCGGCGCGGCACGUGGACCGCGGCAAGAAGCGCGCCAAGAAACAGCGCCAGAGGGGCAACGGCGGCGGGUGCUGGCGCGGCGCCGCGCAGGACCCCCGCGACCUGGACGCGCUGCUGCAGUACAUCGAGGGCCCGGCGCGGCACGUGGACCGCGGCAAGAAGCGCGCCAAGAAACAGCGCCAGAGGGCGGCGGCGGGUGCUGGCGCGGCGCCGCGCAGGACCCCCGCGACCUGGACGCGCUGCUGCAGUACAUCGAGGGCCCGGCGCGGCACGUGGACCGCGGCAAGAAGCGCGCCAAGAAACAGCGCCAGAGGGGCAAGCGGGUACGCUCUACUUGUAUACGGUACUAGGAUGACGUGGCACAGCGGCGGCGGGUGCUGGCGCGGCGCCGCGCAGGACCCCCGCGACCUGGACGCGCUGCUGCAGUACAUCGAGGGCCCGGCGCGGCACGUGGACCGCGGCAAGAAGCGCGCCAAGAAACAGCGCCAGAGGGGCAAGCGGAUGGAGGUCCGCCUGCUGGAAGAGCACACGCAGCUGGCCACGCAGCUGAACCGCACGCGGCUCGAGUUGCGAGCGAUGCAGGCGCGACACAUGGCGACCGCGCGCCAGGCAGAGGAGGCGAAGGCGCAACUCAAACAGACGCAGGCCAAGAAGAAAGGGAAGAAACAGAAAAUGAAUCCAGCACAACAAGCCAAAACGCAGUUGAUAGCGGAACAACUAGGGGAACUCAAUACUCUAUUGAAUGCGACAGCUAAGGAGGUAGCGGAGGCCGAGCGGCAAGUGUCAGUAUUCGCGAAGCGUUUCGAAGAGUGCGAGCGACAACUAGCACUAGCUCGCUCCCUCCAGGGCGACGCCCCGCGCCCGCCCCCGCCAGGCCCCGCCCCCGCGCACCGACACAUGGAAGCGGCGAUGCUGCAGCAUCAGCAGCAACAGCAGCAUCAGCAGCAACUGCAGCAACAGUUCGCCGCCGCGCACCUGCUCGUCAGCGACAAGAUGGACAGACAGAAACAGAAGGCGUUUAUCAUGAUGCACGCGCAGUCGCCGCCUGCGCCUGCGCCGGCCUCGCCGCCGCGCAAGCAGACCUGGGAGCAGGCGCUCGCGCACAUCAACCAGCUCGCUAAGGGGUCCACCAAGGAGAAGAAGAAACAGAAAGAAUCUGAAAAGCCAAAACCGGUGGAGGUGAGACAGAGGGAGCAGCAGCGGUCUCACUCGCUCCCGGACAACCAGCCGCUCUCCAAGAAACAGAGAAAACUGCUUGCCAAGCAACAGGCUGAAGAAGAGGAGCGAAAGAGACAGCAGCAGCUCCAGAAGCAAGAAGCGAAGAGUAAAAGGGACAAAGAUAAGAAACCUGACCCGCCCAAACCCGAACCUAAGAAAGCAGAUAAGCGGGACACCAAGAAACAGGAGCCAGUGAAGAAAGAAGAUAAAAAAGAUAAAAAGAAAGAUAAAGGGAAGGAGAUUAAACAGGAGAAGGCUGCACCACAACCGGCACCAACCGCAAAGCAGACGAAACAGAGCAAGAAAGAGAAGAAAGAACAGAGGGCGCAGGUCAUCAACAUCACCGCCGACACCACCAUCGAGGUGGUCAGCAAAAAGGGCUCCUGUGGCGUCGAGCAUGAGACGCCAGCGUCCUGCAGCAUCAUGGAGCAGCUCAGCUGCGGCGUGCAGGUAUCUGAUUUACGGCUACCACCCGGCAUUACGUUAACGAGGGUACAACCUAAUGAUAAGAAGGAACCCGCUCCCAUCAAGUCAGUGCCGCUAUGGAAAGCGCACGCGCUGGGCGCGGCGCCGACGCCGGUGGCGCGGCCGGCGCCCGUCAUCAACGCUGACCCGGCCGCCAUGAUGUUCACCACACAGCAUCCAGAGCAACCAAAAACAAUAAUAAUACCCGAGCCGGCACCCCAACCGGGGCGCUCCAAAAAGGCGAAGAAGAAGGCCAAGAAAGCCGCCGCCGCCGAGGCCGAGCCCAAGCCCGACGGCACCAAGAUGGUCACCCUGCGCAACCCCAUGUUCCACCCCAACAUCCCCAACCCCGUCAAGAAACCAGAGAUAAGGAUCCCAGACCCCAUACCCAUGCCGCCCAACGCUUGCCAGGCAACCAUCACCCCCACAUCCAACGGAAUGUACACCAUAAGAAACCCGUUAAUGUCCAUGAUGCACCAGCAAAGUAUGAUGGGCCAACAAGCCACGCCGAUGUACGGACAACAGUAUAACUAUGUCAACCCGAACACAUAUACACCGGUGCAGACUGUACCUAAUCCACAAGCGUACGUUCUAGAUCCAUCUAUAACACCGAAGCAAGAUGAGUUCCAGAACAGAAUCAUGAACUUAGCAUCAUUUACGCAGAAGAACGACGAAGGUUAUUCCCUGUUUAAAACUAACGAAGACAACCAGCAGAAGAACUUUUUAACACCGGAGUAUUAUCUUGAAAAUCCGAGCCCUAAGCCGGUCGUGUCACCAAAUCCUAUAGGCACUAGACCGAAUAACGACUCCCGAUUCGACUCAAAUGAAUCAUCAUUAUUCACGAAUACAGUCAGACCUGAGCCUAUAGGCACGCCUCUUAAGCAAGAAAACGACUAUGCAGGACUAUAUACCCCAUUUGGUCAGGAAGACCGUAAUGUCUUCAGAAACGCCCUGUUUAAUGAUAAUAAUGUGCCGAGUUACGGUAGUUACGACGAUGUGACCAAUCAGAUGGUGAACGGGGACCCGUUACCCUACUUUCAGAGGUUGAGGGUUGGGUCCAAGUUGAAUAAUGAAGUGACAAUACAUCAUGUUACGGAGUCCAAGUUUUAUAAGGGACAGGACGGGUGCGGCGCCGAGGUGCGCGACGAGUCGCUGUUCUCGCGGCCCGCGUGGCCCAGCGUGUACCCCAGACCCCAGCCCGUGGGCGUGUCGUCGCCCAGCUCGCUGUCGGGCUCGGGCGGCGGCGCGGGCUCGGGCUCGGGCUCCGGGGGCUCGGGCGCGGGCUCGCCGCCAGACGACGACGCGCGCUUCGGGCCCGUGCAGCGCCCCGCACACCCGCACCACCCGCACCCGCACCCGAGGCCCGUCUAA
Cydia amplana is the source of this 10484-nucleotide messenger RNA. RefSeq lists its product as uncharacterized. Lineage: Eukaryota; Metazoa; Arthropoda; Insecta; Lepidoptera; Tortricidae. The coding region runs from base 312 to 10484 and encodes 3390 amino acids. The record is from RefSeq and is a predicted model, not a curated record. The transcript is spliced from 53 exons.